GGGUUUCCUGGUCACAGAGUCCAGUGGAGAAGCCUGGACAGUGGUGUUCCCCGCCUCACAGCCCCUGGUGGGAGCCUGCAGGGCGCUCACAGCUCACACGGCGGAUUGAAGCUCGGAGUCGCCACCAGGCCGGGGCAGGGACCGCCAUUCCUGCAGCGGCUUCUGCUCCCGGCCGCUCGGACUACGGAGUGCAAUGGCGGCGCCGGUGCUGAGUCGCGGGGCUGAGGUUGGCGUGACCUUUGAGGACAUUGCCCUGUACUUCUCCAGGGAGGAAUGGAGCCUCCUUGAUGAGGGUCAGAGACAGCUGUACCUGAAUGUGAUGCUGGAGAACUUUGAACUUGUAUCCUCGCUGGAGACUGCUGUUCAGACUGCAAAGCCAGGUUGGACCCAUUGUACACGGAUUAAGGGCAGACAUACCUCGACUUGAACAGCCAUACCAGGACAUAUCCACUUGAAAUUGACCCCAAAGACUGAGCUGUCUUAAUCAUCAUCAUGUACUGAGUUCUAUUUGCUUUAGGGAUCUGGCAAAUUGUAGGGGCUUGCAAUGUGGGCUGGGGAAAGGUGUACAAUCCAGA
This is a messenger RNA of Eptesicus fuscus (big brown bat), 575 nucleotides long. RefSeq names its product zinc finger protein 773-like. Lineage: Eukaryota; Metazoa; Chordata; Mammalia; Chiroptera; Vespertilionidae. The record is from RefSeq and is a predicted model, not a curated record. The coding region runs from base 194 to 427 and encodes 77 amino acids. Gene Ontology annotation, biological process: regulation of DNA-templated transcription. The transcript has 3 exons.